UAGCAAAUAAACAACUACUUCCUCGAUCUUCACCACCUCAAAAACAUGGCUGAAAUUGCCUAUGGCAUCAUAGGAAAGGUCAUAGAGAAGCUAGGGUCCGUUGCUUACCAAGAGUUCGGCUUGGUAUGUGGUGUCAAAAGCAAUCUGAAAAGGCUCGAGUUCACCAUGUCAAUCAUUAGAGAGGUGCUCCUAGAUGCCGAAAAGAAGCAAGCAAGUGACCCCCUGCUGAGGCUCUGGCUAGGGCAGCUCAAUGAUGUCCUUCACGAUGCCGAGGAUGUGUUUGAUGAAAUUGAGUACCAAGCUAUAAGGAAGCAGGUGGUUGCCACAUAUGGGAGCACUUCUACAAAGGUAUGUCAUUUCUUUUCAUCCUCUAUGACGCUUGCAUUCCCUUUCAAAUUGGCUCAUAAAAUCAAGCGCAUUAGAGAGAGGUUAAAUGCAAUCGCAGCUGAAAAGGAUCAAUUUAAUCUCACCAAAAUAUGUGAAGAUGCACAUAUCAUGCACCGGUCGAGGGAAAUAGAUUUAAUCUCAUUUGUUCAUCCAUCAAUUGUAAUUGGUAGGGAUAAGGACAAAGAAAAUAUCAUAAAUCUUUUGAUGCACCCAGAUGGUAGCAAAAAUGUCAAUGUAAUUUCCAUAGUGGGAUUAGGAGGUUUAGGGAAGACCACACUUGCCAAGUGGGUGUACAAUGAUGAACGUGUAGUCCAGACUUUUCAAUUGAGAAUGUGGGUUUGUGUGUCUGAAGAUUUUAGUGUUGCAAGAUUGGUAAAAGAAAUCCUUAAAUCUGCAUGCGGUACAAUUGAUGAAAAUUGGAGUGCGGAUACAUUGCAAGCUAGAUUGAGAGAACAUUUAAGGGAUACGAAAUUUCUACUUGUCUUAGAUGAUGUUUGGAAUGAAGAUCAUAAUAAAUGGAUUGAAUUGAAAGGUUUGUUAAUUGAUGGUUUCAAAGGAAGUAAAAUUAUAGUGACAACACGUAGUAACUUGGUUGCCUCUGUUAUGAGCUCUGAUUCCACAUACAACUUAGAAGGUCUAUCCCAAGAUGAUUGUUUGUCUUUAUUUGUGAAAUGUGCAUUUAAGGAAGGAGAAGAGAAACAACAUCCAAGCCUCUUAAAAAUUGGAAAAGAAAUUGUAGGAAAAUGUAAAGGGGUUCCAUUGGCAGUGAGGACUUUAGGCAGCCUGCUUCAUUCAAAAGUUGAUGAACGAGAGUGGGAAUUUGUGAGAGAUAACGAGAUAUGGAAAUUAAAACAAAAGGAGAAUGAAAUCUUACCCGCAUUGCGACUUAGUUACGAUCAACUGCCAAUUUACUUGAAGCGAUGCUUUGCCUUUUGUUCUCUUUUCCCAAAAGACCAUCAAUUCUAUUUGUUUGAUUUGAUUCCAUUUUGGAUGGCACAUGGACUAAUUCGUAAAACGUCUAUUAAUAAAAAACAAGAGUUGGAAGAUGUUGGGGAGUUGUAUAUAAAUGAGUUGGUGUCGAGAUCUUUCUUCCAAGACUUUGAGAAACCGAUCAUUCCUUCCGUUUUCACGUAUACCUUUAAAAUGCAUGAUCUGAUCCAUGAUCUUGCAAUCUCAGUUGCACAAGGAGAGUGUUCAGUAGUAGACUCGGGCAACGAAGGCAUUGCUGAAACAGUUCGUCAUUUGUCAUUUUCAGCAGAAGACUUGGGUCAAGAAGUUCCAAAAUGCUUAGACAAUUUAACAAAGGUGCGUACUGUAAUGUUCACAACCGAAGCACCACUGUCGUUAGUUGAAGCAUGCAUCUCGAGAUUCAAGUCCCUGCGGUUUCUUGAUUUACGUGAUUCAUCUUUUGAGGUGUUGCCAAGUUCUAUUGGUACUCUGAAGAAUUUGAGAUAUCUCAACCUAACUGAUAAUAAAAGAAUCAAGGAACUUCCUAACUCCAUCUGCAAGCUGCACAAUUUGCAAACAUUAAUCCUUGCUGGAUGUGAGGAACUUGAACGGUUGCCCAAAGAUAUGAGGAGCAUGAUCAGCCUUAGGUUUUUGGCUGUAACAACAAAGUAUACGUGCUUGUUGGAGAAAGGUUCCUUGAAUUCUCUUCGGAUUUUGGCUGUGGAUAAUUGUCCAAGGCUAGAAGUUUUGUUUCAAGGAAUGGACGGGUGCCUCCCCAACCUUCGGAUAUUGUUUAUAACGCAGUGUCCAAGUUUGACCUCUUUGUCACUCAAUAUCAAGCACCUAACUGCCUUAGAGAUCCUGGCAAUUGAUGAUUGUCCAAAGCUUAAUUUGAUUCUAGGAGAAGACAAUCAGGAACUCAAGCUGAUCCUUCGAAAUUUGACGAUUGGUAAUUUAUCAGAGCUGAAGGUUUUGCCUCAAUGGCUCCAAGGAUCUGCUAAUACUUUACAAAUCCUAGCAAUUGGAUUUUGUGAGCAGUUCACGGCCUUGCCUGAGUGGUUGCCAACUUUCGAAUCACUUCACACACUUGUGAUUUUCAAUUGCCCCGAGAUGUCAUCUCUGCCGGAAGGGACACACCGUCUCACUUCGUUAAGAAAAUUGGUGAUCAGAGGUUGUCCUGAAUUGAUUAGGAAAUGCCAAGGGGAAGAUCAGCACAAGAUCGCACAUGUACCAGAUGUUCAACUUGAUGAGUACGUAACAGGGAGUUCAACAGAAGAAGAUGUUGAGGAAUGGAGCACUGGUGAAAAUAUAUGA
Messenger RNA from Alnus glutinosa, 2649 nucleotides. Its product is annotated as disease resistance protein RGA2-like. The transcript has 2 exons. Gene Ontology annotation, biological process: defense response to other organism. The coding region runs from base 46 to 2649 and encodes 867 amino acids. NCBI's taxonomy places the organism in Eukaryota, Viridiplantae, Streptophyta, Magnoliopsida, Fagales, Betulaceae. The record is from RefSeq and is a predicted model, not a curated record. Gene Ontology annotation, molecular function: ADP binding; protein binding.